This is a messenger RNA of Jaminaea rosea, 924 nucleotides long. Its product is annotated as L domain-like protein. The record is from RefSeq and is a predicted model, not a curated record. Gene Ontology annotation, molecular function: U2 snRNA binding; protein binding. Bases 92 to 910 code for a protein of 272 amino acids. Gene Ontology annotation, cellular component: U2 snRNP. Gene Ontology annotation, biological process: mRNA splicing, via spliceosome. NCBI's taxonomy places the organism in Eukaryota, Fungi, Basidiomycota, Exobasidiomycetes, Microstromatales. The transcript is spliced from 3 exons.
CGCUCCUCGACCACUCGACAUCUUCUCGCUCACACCACCUCCCAAUUUCCACUUCGCAAAGAGACAUCUUGUCUCACCACAGCGCAGCGCAAUGAAGCUCACCCCCGAGCUCAUCGCCUCAACACCCACCUACCUCAAUCCUCUGGGCGAUCGCGAACUAUCUCUACGAGGCAGGAAGAUCCCUACGAUCGAGAAUCUGGGCGUGACCCGCGACCAAAUCGAUACCCUCGACUUGACGGACAACGAUGUCCUCACGCUAGCCAACUUUCCGCAUCUCGACCGACUUGCUCACCUCCUCCUCAGCAACAACCUCAUCUCCCGCAUAGAUGCUAGGCUAGCAUGGAGCUUGCCGCGCCUGACGAGCUUGGUGUUGACCAACAACCAGAUUGCGUCAUUUGCGCAGCUCAAGGGGUUGGGCAAGUUCCCUAUGCUGCAGUAUCUGACUUUAAUCGGCAACCCGGUGGCGAGGGAGAAGUACUAUAGAGAGUGGAUCGUGAGCAGGUGCAAGACGGUCAGGGUGUUGGAUUACAGAAGAGUCAAGGAUAAGGAACGCGAGCUGGCAAAGUCACUCAUGGAGACAUCAGACGGCAGACCAUCAGCUCUCUGCGUACAAUUGUCGGCGCCAAAGGGAGCAGAGGGGGAGCCGAUAUCCAUGGGCGUGGAUACGAGCGCGAGAGGAGGACCGGCAAAAGGGGCCGCGGGCAGGUUGAUGACGGCGGCAGAGAGAAAGAAGCUCGAGGCAGCGAUUGACAAGAGCGAGAGUCUGGAAGAGAUCCGACGACUCGAAGAGCGAUUGAGAUUAGGAUACGCCAUCGAGGACUCGUCAUCAAAAGCAUCGUCAGCAACCAGCAAGAAGAGGAAGAAGGCAAAGGAUGACGAUGGCGAGGCAGAGGCGGAGGAGGAUGAGUAGAGUGACGAGGCAGC